Molecule: messenger RNA, 1485 nt
Organism: Indicator indicator
Lineage: Eukaryota; Metazoa; Chordata; Aves; Piciformes; Indicatoridae
Product: hemoglobin subunit rho
Exons: 5
Coding region: 929-1372 (147 amino acids)
Biological process (GO): oxygen transport; hydrogen peroxide catabolic process
Cellular component (GO): blood microparticle; hemoglobin complex; haptoglobin-hemoglobin complex
Molecular function (GO): oxygen binding; heme binding; organic acid binding
Source: RefSeq, a predicted model, not a curated record
UGAUAUGGGGAGGUUUUUGGGGAGGCUUGAGAUGCUUUUGGGUGAGGCUUGAGGAGAUUUAGGGGAGGAAGAGGAGAAGCCAGGUGAAGGCUGCUGGAGGAAGGCUGUGAGGCAGCAGCUGAGUCAUGGUGGCCGAGCAGCUGCUGGGUGGAGGAGGCUCCAGAUAAGGACCUUUGCUAUCAGCCCCGGGCCAGACCUUGUUUGUCAGCUCCUGCUGGGCCCUGGGAGGUCCCAACCUGCUUGGGGGGAGGAGGAGGAGGGGAGGACACAAGUCCUGCUAAUGAUAAAUAAUAGAGCUGCUGAUUAAUAAGGGAGCUAAUAGCCCUGCUGGCAAUGAAUAAAGGAGCUAAUAAUGCUGCUGGUGAUUAAGAACAGAGCUAAUAAUUAGUGAUUGAGAUAGGAGGCUUCCUGAUACUAACUAAUAGGGCUGCUGAUGAUUGAUAAUAAGGCUACUAGCCCUCCUAAUAAUUAAUAAUAGAGCUGAGGGUCCUCCUAAUAAUAAAUAAUAGAGCUAAGGGUCCUGCUAAUAAUUAAUAGAGCUGAGUCAUGCUAAUGAAAUAAUACAGAUAAUAAUAAUAAUAUAACAGAGCUAAAAGUCCUCUUAAUAAUAAAUAAUAGAGCCAAUAGUCCUGGUAAUAAUGAUCAAGAGUAGAGCUGAGUCAUGCUAAGGAUAAAUAAGAUGGCUAUGAGUUUAAUAAUGACAAUAAUUAAUAAUAGAGAAGUUCUCCCCCAGCCGUGUCCCUCACUCCAGCUCUCCCCAUCAGGUGUCCUCUCCAGCCACUUGUCAGCCCAGGGCUGAGGUUCUGGCUGGAGACCACAGCCUGGAGCCUCUCCCCAGGACUCUCUUUUCCUCCUGGAGUUGCUGAGAUGAAGAACCUCAGCGAGGCUGAGGGCUCCUGAGGAAGCCACCAGCUCAGCAGCAGCCACCAUGGUGCACUGGACAGCUGAGGAGAAGCAGCUCAUCACCAGCCUCUGGGCCAAGGUCAACGUGGAGGAAUGUGGUGCUGAGGCCCUGGCCAGGCUGCUGAUCGUCUACCCUUGGACCCAGAGGUUCUUCUCCUCCUUUGGGAACCUCUCCAGCCCCACUGCCAUCCUGGGCAACCCCAGGGUCCGUGCCCAUGGCAAGAAGGUCCUCACCUCCUUUGGGGAAGCCAUCAAGAACCUGGACAACAUCAAAGCCACCUACUCCAAGCUGUCAGAGCUGCACUGUGAGAAGCUCCACGUGGACCCCGAGAACUUCAGGCUCCUUGGGGACAUCCUGAUCGUUGUCCUUGCUGCCCACUUCACCAAGGACUUCAGCCCUGCCUGCCAGGCAGUGUGGCAGAAGCUGGUGACCGUGGUGGCACACGCCCUGGCACACAGGUACCACUGAGCACCCCCUCCCCCCCUCAGCUGCCUGGGGGAGAAGGUCCCUGCUCCACCCCCAGCCCCUUGGAGAUGUCCUUGGAGCUCCUGCUGGAGCUCUCACCCCCUCCUCAAUAAAGG